UGCGGGCUCGGCCUCCGCCCCGGCCGCCUCCCGGAGCAGCUGCUGGCGGUGGCCCCCGGAGUUUGCGGCGAGCGGGCUGGAGAACGUCACGGCCUGCGCGCUCCCUUCCUGGCUCCGGAGCUGCGCCAGGCGGACGCCGUGGAUGCCCUAGCGGGUAAAACCGAAACCAAAGAAUCUCGUGCCCGUCCGGGGCCAGCCGGCCAACCGGCCGGCCAGGUGUCCGGAGGACCCUCUCGCCCCUCCUCGGAUCACCGAGCCCAGCUCCUCGACUGGGCGGGUCGACCGGGCGGGUCGACCGGGCUGCGACCCCGCCACGGCAGCGGCCUCUCGGCUUCCUGUUGGGUCCCCAACAUUCGCCCCCUGCUGGUGAGCGGCGCGCAGAAUGGCCCGGUGCUGCUUCUACGCGGUGGGGACCCUGUCCUUGCUCCUGCUGGUGACCAGCGUCACGCUGCUAGUGGCCAGGGUCUUCCAGAAGGCCGUGGACCAGACAAUCGAGAAGAAUAUUGUGCUAAGGAAUGGUUCCAAGACCUUUGACUCCUGGAAGAAGCCCCCUCUGCCUGUGUACUCCCAAUUCUAUUUCUUCAAUGUCACCAACCCAGAGGAGAUCCUCAGAGGGGAGAUCCCUCGGUUAGAAGAAGUGGGGCCAUACACCUACAGGGAAAUCAGAGACAAAGCAGAGAUUCAGUUUGGGGAUAAUGGAACAACAAUAUCUGCUGUCAGCAACAAGACCUAUGUUUUCGUGCGAGACCAAUCUGUCGGAGACGCCAAGACGGACCUGAUCAGAACAGUGAACAUUCCUGCGGUGACUGCCAUGGAGUGGGCCCACCAGGGCUUCAUCCAGAUGCUCAUCCAGGCGCUGUUAAAGGUGUACCAGCAGAACUUCUUCAUGACGCACACAGUCCACGACUUGCUCUGGGGCUACAAAGAUGAGCUCCUGGCCCUCAUCCACCCAUUCAGACCCGACAUCUUGCCCUAUUUUGGCUUGUACUAUGGGAGAAAUGGGACUAAUGAUGGAGACUAUGUUUUUCUAACUGGAGAAGACAACUACCUUGACUUCUCAAAGAUUGUGGAAUGGAAUGGAAAAACGUCCCUUGAUUGGUGGGCAACAGACAAGUGCAACAUGAUUAAUGGAACGGACGGCGACACUUUUCACCCGCUCAUCACCAGAGAUGAAACGCUGUAUGUCUUUCCAUCUGACUUUUGCAGGUCACUGUAUAUAACUUUCAGUAACUUUGAGAGUGUACAGGGACUGCCUGCCUUUCGGUUUAAGGUGCCCGAAGAAAUAUUAGCCAACACUUCAGACAACGCCGGCUUCUGUACACCUACGGGAAACUGCCUGGGCUCAGGAGUCCUGAAUGUCAGCGUCUGCAAGAAUGGUGCACCUAUUAUUUUGUCUUUCCCACACUUCUACCAAGCAGAUGAGAAGUUUGUUUCUGCCAUAGAAGGCAUGCAUCCAAAUAAGGAACAUCAUGAGACAUUUGUAGACAUUAAUCCUUUGACUGGAAUUAUCCUAAGAGGAGCCAAGAGGUUCCAAGUCAAUGUUUAUGUCCAAAAAAUAGAUGGCUUUAUUGUGACGGGAGAUGUGAGGACCAUGGUUUUCCCAGUGAUGCACGUCAACGAGAGUGUUCUCAUUGAUAAAGAGACAGCGAGUCGACUGAAGUCUGUGGUGAACACCACUAUGAUCGUCACCAACAUACCCUACAUUGUCAUGGCGCUGGGCGUGUUCUUUGGUUUGAUCUUCACCUGGCUUGCGUGCCGAGGACAGGGAUCUAUGGACGAGGGGACUGCAGAUGAAAGAGCGCCUCUCAUUCGAACCUAACCAUGGCCUGAGCAUGACAAAGGCACCGUGCUGAGCUGUCCUGACCUGGAACAGACAUGGGCAAACCGUUGCGUCCUCACUGGAUCCAAGCCUGUUGUGAGAGGAGGGAGGAGACCCAGAGCUAGCAAGUGAUGAGAACCUCGGGCCGGAGCGUAAAGAACAGGCUGAUUCAUUGGCCAUUAGGCUUUAUCAAACCCUGUGGUCCCUGACCAAGUGUUUUGUUUUUCAUGUGUCUAGCAAGUAUUUAAUAAACUCUUGUACAGUAAUUUUUUUGUGGGUGGGUGCUGGUAGCUCCAGAAUUUUGUGACCACUGUUGUGGUUAUAAUGUCUCAGCAUCAGUCGCUAAUGCUACUUGGUCUAACCUUAUUCGGUACGCUUCAUUCACCAAACCGUGUACUCAGAAUACAUAAAUAGCAUCUGUUUGUUGUAUUUCUCUAUUCAUAUCGCCCCCAAAACAGAAGUAAAUGAAGGUUCGGAACCCAGGGUAAAAUGGUAGCCUUGUUCAGUACAUCAUUCAAGUGCAUCUAAUUUCCUCUUUUAAAAAGUUGUAUAUUGCAUUUCAUGCUAAUUGUCAGUGCACAAUUCCUCCAGGGACAUGAUGCGGUCCCCUGACCACUUUCAUACUGGUAGGAAUCAAGUGGUGAGGCGGUUUGAUGGAGCGAGGCACCUGUAAGUUUGGUAGCUAUAAACCCCUGAGGGUUUUUUACUUGAACUUUUGUGUGAAAGAAUGCAUAGAUAAUGUUGGUGGGGACAGUGCAGCUAUUCCAUACAGAGCAGAACUAAAUGCUAGCUCUGAGAUUUGUAGAUAGUUUGUUAUUUUUCAAAUCGAAAUGAUCUUGAUGUGGAAAGGUACUCCUGGGAGAAUGUAGUCAAUAACCGAUCCCCCCCAUCACCCUCGCUAAAUGUACUGUAUUACUACAAUACUAUUGAGUGCUUAUUUGUAAAGUUAUUUAUGAAUAUAGGAAAUCCGUACAUCCACAGCUUAGGGUGCCUGUAAGUUUCAUGAGGUCUCCCUACACUGAAGAGACAUUUCUUUGGGGAUAGUCUUUUUGGUAACUUUGAAAUUGUUUUUGUAAGUUUCCUUCUUUCCUCAGAUUCAGUUCCUUUCAAUGUUUUGUGGCUUACUAUCAUUGCUCAACAGAGAAAAAUGUGUCCCAUGCUUCCGUGACAAUCAUCUUGCUGACAGAAAACAGUGUCUUUAAAAUAUUGCUCAGAAAGUGCUUCAAGGUCCCUUGGGACCAGAAGCAGAGUCGUCUGUCCUCAGAAGACCUCAAGUGGUUUUCAGUGUAAGCUAAGUCAGGGGACUGGGAACCAUCAUAUGUCACAGGAUUCAAGCAGAGUAAAAGACAAUUAUUUUUUAAUUCUCGAAGUUCAAAAUUUGAAAUUCAUUUUUGAUUGAGAAACCUGUAUAGUUGUCUGGCAAAAAUAAUUGGCAUAUAUUAUUUUUUUCACUUAAAAAUUUUUUUAUUUUAAUUGUUGUUCAAGUACAGUUUUCUGUCUUUUACUCCCAUCCCAGCCCACCCCCACAGUCCUUCCUGCUCCCUCCCAUUUCCAUCCCCCCCCUUUGUCCAUGUGUCUUUUAUACUUGUUCCUGCAAACCCUUCCCCUUUCCCCCUGAAAUUCCCUUCCCUCUCCCCUCUGGACACUGUCAGCCUGUUCUCUAUUUCAGCGUCUUUGGUUAUAUUUUGCUUGUUUGUUUGUUUUGUUGUUUAGGUUGCUGUUAAUGGCAUAUAUUAUUUUUUAUGCAUCCACUUAGCCACACUACUAGAACGGAUAAGCCAGUGCUUACUCACUAGUUCAUGCUAUCAUCAGGGUAUAAUAAUUUCUGAGGACAUUUUUAAGUACUAUGAAUGAUAACAGUUAAUGAUAUAGACCUUGAGACUGAAUCCCACACAGAUGGGGAGACCAAAAACAUACUCUUCCCAUAUAAUUCUUAAUAUAGUUACUUGGCUUUCACAUUUGGUAUUUUCCUUCAGAGAAGUCUGUGGCAAACCUGUAUACUGCUGUCAAAGUUAUAGAUUGGUUAAAAAAGACCGUACCAGCUAUUUGACUUUAGAUUGAAAAUAACAAACUAUUCAUCUUUACUUUCUUGGAGCCAUUUUCCUGGAAAGGCCCCCAGAGUCUUUGCAAUUGUCGCUAAAUCACAGAAUACCAGCGUCUGGUACUAGGAUACUCAACUUAGGGAGAAACCAGAGAGGUUACCUCACUUCUCAGGGAAAACUGGGAGUUGAACACAGGACAGGAAGUGGGCAUGGCCACCUUUGGCUCCAGGGUUUUUCCCUAGGCUUUAUUUCCUCACUAAUAGUCACUAAUGGUCAAGUGGAGCAAGUACUGCAUAACUAACCCCUAUCACAAUUUUUACUUAAGGGAGGCUAAUUUUUUAUUUACAUUGCUAGAGAUAAGGAGUUCUGCAAAAGUUGACCUUCAUGCUUGACCCCCUGAGUGUUACUGGAGUUAAUUGCGUGUGGCUAUUAAAGAGAAUACUGACCUGAAUGUUCUUAAUGUAGCUUGUGUAGUUGGUUCAUUUCAUGUAACUCUUGACAUGUUUAUUUCUACCCUUCAUUCAAUGAAGUAUUUCACUAAUAAAAAACAUUUAUAUGAAA
Molecule: messenger RNA, 4422 nt
Organism: Artibeus jamaicensis (Jamaican fruit-eating bat)
Lineage: Eukaryota; Metazoa; Chordata; Mammalia; Chiroptera; Phyllostomidae
Gene: SCARB2
Product: scavenger receptor class B member 2
Exons: 12
Coding region: 383-1819 (478 amino acids)
Biological process (GO): protein targeting to lysosome; receptor-mediated endocytosis
Cellular component (GO): lysosome; membrane; cytoplasm
Molecular function (GO): scavenger receptor activity
Source: RefSeq, a predicted model, not a curated record